AUGUCCUGGUACAACAUCAGUGACUCCCUUUAGGGACCGUGCAGGAGGAUGCAAUCAGCCUUGUAGGAACAUUUAAAUUUUUGUAAAACUUCCCUGUGCAGGUGAUGCUUCUAUAAGGAAGAAAGUUUGAAGACAUUUUCAAAAAUGGCCGAUCAAGGCAGCGUGGAGAAAUAUCUGGAGAACAACCCGCAGUUUGCGAAAGAGUAUUUUGAUAAGAAACUGCGGGCGGAAGCCUUGUCCGCCGCUUUCUCGACCACAAUACCGGCGACAGACAUUGCCUCCAUUAAGGAUGUCAACUUGUUACUGGAGUCGGCUAUCAUCUUCGAGUUGGUCCAGGAGAUGCAAAAGCAAGGUCCGUUGGAGGAGUCCCUCCAUAAGGUGCUGCAGAGGUUGGCGCUCAUUCUGCAAGCCGACCGGGUCAGCUUUUACCUGUGCCGCUCCAGGAACGGGACGCCCGAGCUCGCCACUUGUCUCUUCGACGUGACGCCGACAUCGAAAUACGACGCCAACCUGGUCCACCCUCAGACUGAGAUUGUGUUCCCCAUCGAUAUGGGUAUUGUCGGAUUCACCGCACAGUCCAAAAAACCCCAAAACAUUCCUGAUGUCACUCAGAAUAAAAAGUUCUGCGACUUUGUGGACAAGCAGACAGGCUACACGACCAAAUGCAUGCUCACGUUCCCUCUAGUGGCCGACAAAGAGUGCCUUGGGGUUGUCAUGGCGCUCAACAAGAUCGGAGCGCCUCACUUCACUCCGGAGGAUGAAGCGCUCUUCCACAAGUAUAUGACCUUUGCUCAAGUCAUCGCACUGCAGUUUCACACCAACUACAUGUUCAAUGUGGAGUCCAGGAGGAGUCAGGUUCUGCUUUGGUCGGCCAGCAAAGUUUUCGAAGAAUUGACGGACAUCGAGAGGCAGUUCCACAAAGCGCUCUACACCGUGAGGACCUACCUUCUAUGCGAAAGAUACUCAGUUGGUCUCUUGGAUAUGACCAAAGAGAAGGAAUUCUACGAUGAAUGGCCGGUGAAACUUGGAGACGUAGAACCAUAUAAAGGACCAAAAACUCCAGAUGGAAGGGAAAUCAACUUUUAUAAGAUAAUCGAUUACCUCCUGGAGGGCAAAGAGGAAAUUAAAGUCAUACCUGGUCCUCCGGCAGAUCAUUGGGCUCUGGUUAGCGGACUACCGACCUACGUAGCUGAGAACGGAUUUAUCUGCAACAUGAUGAACGUGGCUGCAGAUGAUUUCUUCACUUUCCAGAAAGAGGCAGUGGAUGAAACGGGUUUCAUCAUCAAGAACUGCCUGUCGUUGCCUAUCGUCAACAAAAAGGAAGAAAUUGUAGGAAUCGCUACUUUCUUCAACAGGAAAGACGGAAAACCCUUCGACGAAUACGAUGAGCAGAUUACCGAGGCCCUGACCCAGUUCCUGGGCUGGUCCGUGCUUAACUGUGACACCUAUGACAGACUCAACCGCAUGGAGCACAGGAAAGACAUCGCCCAGGAGAUGCUCAUGUACCAGACCAAGUGUACGGAUACUGAGAUGCAGUCCAUCCUGAACACCAAAGAAAAGUUUGAUAGCGAGCCUGAAGACUGCGACCAGAAAGAGAUGUACAAACUAUUGAGAGGAACCUGCCCACCGGCAGACAACAUCAACGGCGAGAACCUGUACAACUUCGGCUUCAGCGAUUUCCCGGUCUCCGAGUUUGACCUCAUCAAAGCCGGCAUUCGCAUGUUUUUCGAACUCGGAGUGGUUGAAAAGUUUAAAGUUCCAGCCGAGACGCUCACUCGCUGGAUGUACACGGUGAGGAAGGGUUACCGAUCCAUUACCUACCACAACUGGCGGCACGGUUUCAACGUGGGUCACACCAUGUUUUGCCUGCUCCAGACAGGGAGGCUGAGGAAGUACUAUUCUGAUCUGGAUGCCUUCGCCAUGGUUGCCGCUGCGUUCUGUCACGAUAUUGACCACAGAGGCACCAACAACCUAUACCAGACAAAGAGUGCAUCUCCUCUGGCCAAACUUCACGGCUCGUCGAUUAUGGAAAGGCACCACUUGGAAUUUAGCAAAACCCUGAUGGGCGACGAGAGUCUGAACAUCUUCUGCAACCUUCAGAAGCGUCAGUUUGAGACCGUGCAGCACUUGUUUGACGUCUGCAUCAUUGCAACUGAUUUGGCACUUUACUUCAAAAAAAGAACCAUGUUCCAGAACAUUGUGAACGCCACCGAGCCAAUGACGGACGAAAAAGAGGCAACGGCGUAUGUUUCUAACAACCCCAUCAGAAAGGAGAUUAUCAUGGCGAUGAUGAUGACCGGCUGUGACCUGUCAGCCAUCACCAAACCCUGGGAAGUGCAGAGCAAGGUGGCGCUGAUGGUCGCCGCUGAAUUCUGGGAGCAAGGAGAUCUGGAGAGAUCAGUUUUGGACCAGCAGCCAAUUCCCAUGAUGGACAGAAACUGCGCCGAACAGCUACCCAAGAUGCAGUGCGGUUUCAUUGACUUUGUGUGCUCAUUUGUGUACAAGGAGUUCUCCAGGUUCCACAAGGAGAUCCAGCCCAUGUUUGACGGCCUCAACAACAACCGCUCGCAUUGGAACGAGCUGGCCGAGGUGUACAACGCCAAAAUGAAGGCCAUCGAGGACCAGAAGAAGAAACUGGAAGAGGAGGAAGCCAGGAAAGCAGGUGGUGGAGAAGGGAAGUCAAAAACGUGUUCCGUCUGCUAACUUCCUCUGGAGAUAUGGACUGUUUCAGCCUUCGGCUCGGAGCCAUAGUACUUCCUGGUUAGGUCAAGUCCAACCUAGACCACUUGUAGUCUCCUAGACCUGCCUGAGGAGGGAAUAAUCACAAACGACGAAGAACACUGUGGGAAUUUAUUGAGGACAUGUUGGACGAUGGGAUGUUUCCCCUUCUUCGGACAGAAUCAACGGAUCUUGCAAUCAUCCAAACCCCGCCCCCCCCCCCCCACCUCUUCACGUAAUGUUGCUAGCCGGUUAGCGCAUUGUCUAGUUGCAUCGAGUUGCUGCUGUAUGGGCAGCGGCCAACCGUGCAUGAAGGGUGGGGUCAUUAUAAUAAUUAUACGAGUACAUUUUGUAAUCUUACAAGCAUUUUAUGAGGAAAAAAAUGUACGUUUAUGAGAUAGCGAAAAUAUAAUUUAAGGAAGUUGUAAUGUUGCGAGGAGAAACAAGAAUAUAUUUGUAACAAUAUAAUUUCAAUAACUUUUCAAGAAGGAAAAAUAAGUCUUGCAUUAAUUAACUAACUUGCAUUAAUUGUCCAAAAAAAAAAUUGUCAGACGACCGGACAAAACUCGUAACUUUAUGAGUGAGCUUACAAAAACGACAAAAAUGUUAAAAUAUAAAAAAUUUUCAACAUAAAAUCACAAUUUUACAUGAAUAUAUUUGUGAUAUUAUACGGAAAAAAACAUGCUAUCUACAAAAUAGUUGUCAUUGACAGAACCGGGAAAAAAUGUCACAAUUUAUUGAAAAUAAGAAAUUUCAUAAAUUUAAUAGAUAAAAAUCAUACAAGAAAAUUUUUUUGGGAAAAAAAAUUUUGAAAAUUUUUUUUUGAAAAAAAAUUUUUUGAAAAUUUUUUUUUAUCAUCAAAUCAUAAUAUUAUAAGGAGGGGGAAAAUAUAUUUUAAGUGAGAGAUCAACGCUAAUGUUAUAUCAAUCCAAAAAUUAUGCAUAAUUUCACUGAAUUGAGGAAUAAAAUGGAUUUGAGCUUCAGUAGAAAAAGUAGCAAAAGCUAGCAAAGCCUUAUCAAAAUGUACCGUGUUGAGAAUGUGACACAUCUACUGUAUGAGCACUAUCGAUUAGGCCAAAGCUCAAGAGUCCCCCCCCCCCCCCCCAAAAAAAAAUCUUUUUUUUUUUUUUAGCAACAAGCCUCCUCUUACACAACAUGUUCCCCGCUAAUCAAUGAGACAUCAAUCAAAGGUCUCUAAUCCUAUCAGCGCAGCUUUACAGCUACCUGAUUGAGGAGCCAAAAAGGUGCUCAAACAUGCACCCAGACGACAUCAUUUCACAACCCGAGACGCUUAUAUAUGUGUGUACUGUUUCAUGUUUUUUGUUUUCACGUACUCUUAUGUAUGGAUAACCGGUCAUGAGUUUGUGUGUAAUAAGCAAAUAAAACGUCUCCACGGAGUUGAACGUGAUCAGCUGUGUUUGUUUUUAUCGUACACUAACCAAAAAAGGUGCGCUUGGUCGCACACACCUGAAGGUUAGACAAAGAGUGAACUUGGGCAACCCGCCACAAGGCUUAACGGCAACAAGCGCACUUCCUUUUUAGUCACAUAUCGUGCAAGGAUCUUUCAGGCUCCAAAGCUGGAUGAGCCUCGCAGGAAAAGAGGAUAAGGGGAUUGCUUCUGAUCCCCCCCCAUCCACCCCCCCACCCCGUCCAAUUCAACCGUGUCUGGAUCUGUUCGACAUCCCGACGCUCUCGCCGUCUUUAUGGACGUAAAAGUGGCUUUGUGCUUGUCGAGUCACCGACACCUAUCACUGAAACACGGACUUUCUUUCAAAAAAACAUUUUCAAAAUGCUCAAAAAAAAGGGGAAGAAAAUUCAAUAAGUAAUUUAAUAAUAAUUAAACCAGCAUGUAAUUUUACCAAAAAAAUUUUUUAUUUAGGUUAUAAUAACACAAGACAAAAAUUGUCAUUUUUCAAGAAAAAAUCAACAUUUUUUUAACCCUCCUUAUUUGGAGGUUAGCUUGAAUUUUUUAUUAUUUUUCCCCUGCCCUGUCCUCGUAUUUUCCCCCUUAUUUACCCUGCUGAUUACACAAUUUUGCUUGUACUUCUGUUGUUAAUAACAACAAUAAAACCAGCAUGUAAUUUUACCAAUUUUUUUUUUUCAUUUAGGUUGUAAUAACACAAGACAAAGUUGUCAUUUUUCAAGAAAAAAUCAACAUUUUUUUUAACCCUCCUUAUUUGGAGGUUAGCUUGAAAUUUUUAUUAUUUUUCCCCUGCCCUGUCCGAGUGUUUUCCCCCUUAUUUAUCCUGAUGAUUACACAAUUUCGCUUGUACUUCUAGAAUAAAGGCUUGUUCAGAACCAUUUUCUGCUCAAAAAAAGAAGGAAGAACGUCAUUCAAAACUAAGAUUAUAAUGUUAAUAACAACAAUAAAACCAGCAUGUAAUUUUACGAAAACAAUUUUUUCAUUUAGGUUGUAAUAACACAAGAAAAAGUUGUCAUUUUUCAAGAAAAAAAAUCUACAUUUUUUUAACCCUCCUUAUUUGGAGGUUAGCUUGAAAUUUUUAUUAUUUUUCCCCUGCCCUGUCCGAGUGUUUUUCCCCUUAUUUAUCCUGAUGAUUACACAAUUUCGCUUGUACUUCUGUUGUUAAUAACAACAAUAAAACCAGCAUGUAGUUUUACCAAAACAAUUUUUUCAUUUAGGUUGUAAUAACACAAGACAAAGUUGUCAUUUUUCAAGAAAAAAAUCAA
Doryrhamphus excisus (bluestripe pipefish) is the source of this 5406-nucleotide messenger RNA. The record is from RefSeq and is a predicted model, not a curated record. NCBI's taxonomy places the organism in Eukaryota, Metazoa, Chordata, Actinopteri, Syngnathiformes, Syngnathidae.